UACAGCCACAGGGAUAGCGUGUCUGCGGGAUUUUAAUGAGAGCUAAUGGGUACGUCUAUGUAUUAUUAACAAAAUGACGUGUACCAUGAUACAUAUGUGUAAUUCACGCACACUCACACAAACAGGAAGUAAAAGCAACUAACCAAUCAGGCUCCGGAAAAUGCGUCAUGCGCGGUGUAACCGUCUGUGUUGAAGGUUAAUGUGCAGUUAUCUGGAGUGUGCGCCGCGGAGUGGGACCUAAGCUGAUUAAAUUACAGGCUGCGUGGACACUCCGGCUUCAGGUUCCGACAUGGCAGGCCUGUCCAGCUACGCGUUACGCAUGGCCAGACUGAGCUCACAGAUCUUUGGAGAAGUGGUGCGUCCAACAGACUCGAAAUCUAUGAAGGUGAUCCAGCUGUUCCAGGAGCCCCCUAUGGCCAAGAGGAAGGAGGUGUAUGACUGGUACCCACAUCACAAGAUUUAUUAUGCCAUGACCCAGAAGCUCAGGUUCAUGGGACUGUUCAGAGAUGAGCACGAAGACUUCAAGGAGGAGAUGCGUCGGCUGAGGAAACUGAGAGGAAAAGGGACACCAAAGAAAGGAGAGGGAAAGAGAGCUGGCAAGAAGAAAUGAACUGCAGCACUGCUGCUCUAACACUGCUGCACAGGACCUCAGCUUCCCGUGUUUGUGUGCAGGCAGACAGCAUCGGCCUGUGUGCGCCGUCACUGUGGUCCUGAAAGCUUUCCUCCCGUCUGUCCUGUCGGUGUGCUGACAGGAUGCAGCAGUAUUAACUGAAUACCAUCUGUAUGUUACUGGACCUGUUUUUUGUGUCCCAAACAGCCAGUCAGAUGUGAUUGUUGAUAAUUGUUGAUGACCUUUGUCAUCAGAGCAAACACAGCAGUGAUAUUUUCAACAUCUGUGGAGUCAGAACAGAUGCUGCAGCUGAAGCGGAGCACCUUUCAGGAAUGGCUGAACUUUAUAGAAAUGGACACCCUUUAUUUUUCACAAUAAAGUUAAUCUGAUGAAUGU
Archocentrus centrarchus (flier cichlid) is the source of this 1006-nucleotide messenger RNA. RefSeq names its product mitochondrial ribosomal protein S33 (gene mrps33). The coding region runs from base 290 to 610 and encodes 106 amino acids. The transcript is spliced from 3 exons. Lineage: Eukaryota; Metazoa; Chordata; Actinopteri; Cichliformes; Cichlidae. Gene Ontology annotation, cellular component: mitochondrion. The record is from RefSeq and is a predicted model, not a curated record.